ACGUCACAGAGGUCACAGCCGUACAAAUUGUGUAAGGGUGUUGAACAUCAAUGCUGUCCUGAAAAGUUAUUAAUCCAAUGAAAAUAAACCGUGAAUAUGGAAAAAUCUAUGCGACAAAGGGGAAAACACGACAAACUGAAGAGAAAAAAAACAGUUUCGAAGGAAAGGAUACACAAUAGUGAAUGCCAUCACGUUACCGACCUCGUCUCAAAGUUGGAACAUCAGGAAUCAAACUCAGACGCUGGUGAUUCAGAAGAAUCAGCAUUAUCUAUUACAAGAGCACCAUUUCCUGUUGCUAUGUGGGAUGUAGGUCAGUGUGACCCAAAGAAAUGUUCUGGACGCAAGCUUUCCCGUCAUGGACUUAUCAGGCCUCUGAGGCUAGGUCAAAGAUUUGGUGGUGUUGUACUGACCCCAGUGGGAGAAAAGUGUAUCUCUCCCAGUGAUCGGACCAUCAUAUCUGCACAUGGUCUAGCAGUAGUGGACUGUUCAUGGGCAAAAAUUGAUGAGACACCCUUUACACAAAUGAAAUCAACACACUGCCGCCUUUUACCAUUUCUUGUUGCUGCCAACCCAAUUAAUUAUGGAAGACCAUGUCAGCUGUCAUGUGUGGAGGCCCUGGCAGCUGCUCUUCACAUCACAGAUGUUCCAGAUUUUCUGUCGUCGUCAUCAUCAUCAUCAUCAUCAGAAAAUGAAACCACUAUUGAUGAACAAAAUAUAUGUGGUAUAAAAGAAGACAGCAGUGCAAAUACAUAGUUCCUUCUUGGAUCACCGUUUAGCUAAAUAUAGAAUAUUUCAUCAAUAGACAUCAAAGUCAAUUUUCAGUUAUCAAGCUCCCUCCUAUGAAAAUACAUUAAAAUUACAGCCAGUCUGUCCUGUUUCUGUUAUCUUACCUGUUGGUCCUCAUUGGUGGAUACUGAGAAAUAAAAUGCAUUCUUUGGGCUAGGAAAGACCAAGAUGACAAAAUACUAGCAUAAUCUAAGCAAGAUGUUCAGAACUUCUUUGAAAUGUGGUACUUCUGUUUGGUUAUUAACAGUCAGUUAACAUCUGAAACUAAAUAAACUAUUAAACAAUGUGGAAUGGGAGUGAAGGUUGAAAGACAUAAAAUUAAUUUACAUCUUCAGCUAUCUGUCUCAAGGAGUCAGGGUAAGUACAAAAUAUGCAACACAAGCACAAAGAAAAUUGUUUUAAAUGUAAUGUAUUACUGAAAGUGCAUAAUACAUUAUGAAAUAAAACAUUCAACUUCCUGUAGCCAAGUUAAAUUUGCACAAGAAAUUAAAGAAAAAGAUGUUACAUAAUCUUCAAGAGUAUUUCAAUUUACCAACAUUUCCCUUAGGUUAAAUUAAUUCAAAAUAUAUUGGGCAUUUAAUUAAGGAUGUAACUGAAAACAUAUUUGUAUCAAUUCCCUCUGCAACAGCAGAGUUUGUGUAAUGACAAAAUUCCAGAGUAAUUUAUAAAAUUUAUACCCAAACAUUACAUGAAAAUUCUGUGACCAGACUUAUCUCGCAAGUGCAGUGCUCAAUUCAUUGUGCAACACUACUGCAACAGAGACAGGAAUGAUAACUUUUCCACAUGACUGACACUCCUUUAAAACCAGUCCUUCCCUUGUACGAACAGUGGGUAUCUACUUCACAUUACAGAGCACUGACAGUAUACAAAAUGGUAAUUGUAUAUUUAAGAUGCCAUACUGGAGAGUUGCAUGAUCUGUGUUUAUUUUGUUCUACAUGUAUAGUAACUUCUACAGAACUGUUAGCAAAUGCAUUCUAAAUUCUAAAUACAGUUCUGAUCUGAUUUUUUUUCCUCAACGUGCUGUAAAGACAGCUCUCCCCAGUAUGACAAUCACUUCACUAUACUCCAGUAAGCUAUGCCCUAACCAAGAAAUUAAAUUUAGUGAGAAAGUCAAAAAUGGCAAAACUUUCACCAUUUUAGGGGAUAGAAAUUAUACAAACAAAUAUGAGACUACUUUUCUUCUUGUACUUAUUCAACAGACACUACAUCUAACUAAGCAACUAAUAAUUCCAAGAAACACUGAUGAUACAGUACAGUAAUAAGUAUACUAACUAGUCAGAAACUGAAGCGACGGAACUCGAUCCAUCGGACAGAUGAACUCUUGCAGCAAUUUUUUCAUAUGUGUAGUGCACAUUCACAACCACAGCAAAUUAAAACACAGGUAAUACAGAAUGUAAUUUGGAAUGCUCCUUCAUUCACUGCUACAAUGCACACUACAACUAUCGAAUCUGCAAUACUAUUUUUACUUGCAUUAUAAUACUCAAAUUAACUGUCUAACAAUUGAUGGUUGUAGCAAAUGACAAAAUAAAGGAACAUUUAUAAAUAAACUGUACAGAGUAACUCCAAUGCAUAUUUGUGUGCAAAGUUCUUUCCUAAAUGGAGAUGUAAAAUUCAGCAUUAGUUUUCUAUCCAAACAAAAGUAAAAGUGCCAAUUAGACUCGACCAAACUUGUUUCGAUACCGUGCCAUUAUGGUUCACAGUGAUGAGGCACUGGAAAGAAUAACACACUGCCUCACUUGCUCAUUAAGAGAUUCGGAAGGAUAAGAGAAUUAGGAUGGCAUUGCCUCAACAGAAUGAACUGGCAGACAUACAAAGUUUCUUUUGCUUUCAGCCCACAAUGUGAUUUGUUACCAAGCAUGUAUAUACAUAUGAAUGUCACAUCUCACAAAAAACUGGAAUCUGAAAGAAUAAUUUGUGAGCAUAAUGUUAAAUUCAUUCUCAUACAAUAAAAUCUAUCAGAGUCCCACCUCUCCCCCCACAGCAUAACCACUUUAAAACGUUUUCUUCUUUAAGAUACUCUACAAUUUUGCUACUCACAAACAUAUGAAAUAACAAAGUGGCAGCUCAAGAUUAAUGAAUCAAAAUUCAGAAUUCUGCUACUUGUGUGAAAGAUGAGGUCUGGGAAGAUAAAAUAUGGGGAGGAGGGGGCAAACAACACAGAUUAUUUUGUGAAAAGAGAGGUCUGCUCACAACAUGACACCCAAAUUCAAAAGUAUGCAGUAGACCUCAGUGUUGGGCUGCUAAACACAUGCCUCCUGUCAAAGUAAUUAUUAUAUACAUUUUACUUGUUCAGAAGGUAAGGAAAUAGCUCACAACAAGAAUUACAGCUACAAUUUGUUUCAGGGCAAAAUUAAAUUAGAAGAUGGAAAUUCUUACUGAUUCUGCCUCACAUUCACCCAAAAUUAUUUUCUCUUUGAAUAAAACUGUUGUACUGAAUACAGGCUUAAGAGACCAGAUGUGUGUGUAUAUAGACACACACAGUUUGCUGCCAGAAAUGGAUUGGGGAAAGGACAAGGGCAAUGAUAUAAGGCAGAACAAAGGAACAUGGAGCAAGGUCAUAAUCAACUAAUAUAAUGUCUGAUCAUAUGUUCAAACCUUCUUCGUUGACCACCAACAUUAUAAUAUAUUUUUGUUAUAAAAAUUUCCCACUGAUUUUCCUCUUCUUUCUUUACAUUUUCUUCCACACCUCAUCAUUCACUGUCAUCUCUGUGGGGGGAGUGGGAAUCAAAUAAUUACUACCUAAUAGUAUUAUGCAUUCAUAACCAAAAUAUCCAUCAAAUGCAAUUCCCUGAUGUCCAUGAAAGUAAAAAUCAGUGAUAGCAAUUGCUUCACAAAUACAUGAUCCAUCCCUCUUUACUUAUGAUGAAUUACACAGAAUGACACACAUGAAAAAAGCAAAAAAUGUCAGUGAUGUUAUUGUUACAAACCAGAAAUGUUCAGUUCCCCAUUUUGGGACCACAGUACAUCCAAUAAGCCUCCUGAGCUUUGCUGUAUGAGAUGGAAAUGCCUAGCCACACUGCAGAUUCACUGCAUGAUGAGAGGUCUCUGAUACUGCAGAAAAUUCUGAAUACAGUGACUCACGACCUAUUUGGCAGAUGCUACAACUAUAGCAAUGAUGAGCAACAUGUAAUCCAGUGGAUAUAAGACUUCAGACUUUCACAGGAGUGAAGAUUCAUAUUGUAGUCUUUUACAUCACAAUGUUGUGUUGUCCGAUUGGUGGGUGCCAACAUUUCAAGGGAACACACUAUCUCCAUCUUCAGAGUAGAAGUGAGAAAAGUUUUGACAACUGGCAGAUUAUAUAAAAAGUGGGAUGAAACCCAUCAUGAAAGAUAGAUAGAAGUGUCCAAUCAGAGGCCACAAUAGGGCUGCUUUCUCUUCUACCCUGAUGGAGGAGGCAGUACAUUCCUCUGGAAUACUGGUAUGCAUCUACCAGACAACAGUGUUCCAACCCAGAAGACAACGCACCAUUAAUUUUGACAGUGAAUUUUAUAAGCAGUUUGUAUCGGCUCCUACUGCACCACUGCAUAUUUCUUGGUUCAGUAAGAAUUAAAUACAUUAAAUGCAAAGUCCCAACAUAAUUAGUUAUAUAUGUAGCAUAUGACCCUAAAGUCAAAAAAAAAUAUUUAAUAAUAUCAGAACAAGAACUUCCAAUUGCCUCCCUUCCAAUAUUUAACCAAAUUUAACCAAACUAAUAAAUACCAACAUAUAAUGCAAAAGCACUUCCUGUGAAAAUGCUAUUUUUCUUCACACACAAACUGAAAAAGUAAAUUUAUGUAAAUUUAUUUCUAUUUCACACACAUAUCUAUAGCACAUUCUAGAAAAUAUUACUAACUAAAUGCUACCUUACUGAAACAUGAUACUCAUCACUGUUAAAUGUAACUGAUGUAAUUAAGAACUAAAUAUAACAUUAAUUAUCCAGCCAAAAUCAGCCAAUUACCUGAGAAAUGUUUAAUGCUAAAAUCUCAGAUCUCUCAAACCUGCAGAAUACAGAACUAAUCUGCUUCCAUUAUACUAAAUGAAUGUUAUCUGACUUUGCUGGACAUCAGUGGCAAGGGACGUUGAAUGAGUCCAUCAACAAAAGCAUGAAAUACAACAAAGGUAAGUCUCAUCAGCACCUACUCCACCUUUCAUGUCAAAAUACUUCCACUUCAAGACAACCUAAUGAGAACAAGAUCGUCUGUUUCAGCAACCUGUCCUUAAAGAAGGCAGCUCAAAGUGAAUCCUACCACUAAGUAAUGUCAAAAUAUGAGCACAGAUAAAUGUGACAAGCAGACAAGCAGCUACAGGUCAUUUGAAUACCAUGAGCAAUCUACACAGCCCUCUUUUCAACUAUCACACUAAUACACUGAGGAAGAUAAUAAUGAAGAAAAGAAGGCAUUUCUACAGUGAAACCUAUAGCAACAACUGAACACAUAACCACUUUCCACCCUCUUCAUUCCAACCUUGCUCAUAUCAGCUACAAAUUAAUUUGUGUGAAAAAUAUGAUCAUGAUAAAUGCCUUGGUAUUAAAAAUAAAAAAAAAA
This is a messenger RNA of Cryptotermes secundus, 5309 nucleotides long. Its product is annotated as ribosome biogenesis protein TSR3 homolog. Lineage: Eukaryota; Metazoa; Arthropoda; Insecta; Blattodea; Kalotermitidae. The transcript has 4 exons. Bases 97 to 753 code for a protein of 218 amino acids. Gene Ontology annotation, molecular function: rRNA small subunit aminocarboxypropyltransferase activity. The record is from RefSeq and is a predicted model, not a curated record. Gene Ontology annotation, biological process: maturation of SSU-rRNA.